Molecule: messenger RNA, 2640 nt
Organism: Heterocephalus glaber (naked mole-rat)
Lineage: Eukaryota; Metazoa; Chordata; Mammalia; Rodentia; Bathyergidae
Gene: Kcnk12
Product: potassium two pore domain channel subfamily K member 12
Biological process (GO): stabilization of membrane potential; potassium ion transmembrane transport
Cellular component (GO): plasma membrane
Molecular function (GO): outward rectifier potassium channel activity; potassium ion leak channel activity
Source: RefSeq, a predicted model, not a curated record
AUGUCCUCGCGCGGCCCCCGGCCCCCGCCCCGCCGCCGCCGCCCGCCGCGCCCCUCCUGCUGUUGCUGCUGCCGCCGCCGCUCGCACCUCGACGAGGACACCGGUCGCUUCGUGCUACUGGCGGCGCUCAUCGGCCUUUACCUGGUGGCGGGCGCCACGGUCUUCUCGGCACUGGAGAGCCCCGGCGAGGCGGAGGCGCGCGCGCGCUGGGGCGCCACGCUGCGCAACUUCAGCGCGGCGCACGGCGUGGCGGAGCCCGAGCUGCGCGCUUUCCUCCGGCACUACGAGGCCGCGCUGGCCGCCGGGGUCCGCGCUGACGCCCUGCGCCCGCGCUGGGACUUCCCGGGCGCCUUCUACUUCGUGGGCACUGUGGUGUCGACCAUAGGUUUCGGCAUGACCACGCCUGCCACUGUGGGCGGAAAGGCCUUCCUCAUUGCCUACGGGCUGUUCGGCUGCGCGGGGACUAUCUUGUUCUUCAACCUCUUCCUGGAGCGCAUCAUCUCGCUGCUGGCCUUCGUGAUGCGCGCGUGCCGCGAGCGCCGCCUGCGCCGCAGUGGGCUGCUGCCCGCGCCACUGCGCCCCGAGGCCGACGGGCUGGCGGGCUGGAAGCCCUCUGUGUACCACGUGCUGCUCAUCCUGGGGCUCUUCGCCGUGCUGCUGUCCUGCUGCGCCUCCGCCAUGUACGCCAGCGUGGAGGGCUGGGGCUACGUGGACUCGCUUUACUUCUGCUUCGUCACCUUCAGCACGAUUGGCUUCGGGGACCUGGUGAGCAGCCAGCGCGCCGCCUACCGCAACCAGGGCCUCUACCGCCUGGGCAACUUCCUCUUCAUCCUGCUCGGCGUGUGCUGCAUCUACUCGCUCUUCAACGUCGUCUCCAUCCUCAUCAAGCAGGUGCUCAACUGGAUGCUGCGCAAGCUGAGCUGCGCCUGCUGCGCGCGCUGCUGCCCGACGCCCGGCGCGCCCCUGGCCCGGCGCAACGCCAUCACACCGGGCUCGCGCCUGCGCCGCCGCCUGGCCGCGCUCGGAGCCCGCCCCGCGCCUCGCGACCCCGACGCCGAGGGCCGCCGCCUCUCCGGCGAGCUUAUCUCCAUGCGUGAUCUCACGGCUUCCAACAAGGUGUCGCUAGCCCUGCUACAGAAGCAGCUGUCGGAGACGGCCAACGGCCACCCGCGCGGUGCGUGCAUCCCCGCGCGCCAGAACGGCUUCUCGGGGGGCGUGGGCGCGCUGGGCAUCAUGAACAACCGGCUGGCAGAGACCAGCGCCGCCAGGUAGAGCGCUCUCGAAUCUGGCGCUUUCUUAAUCUUUAUCCAAUAAAAUGAAACCAAAAAAAGAAAUUUUUAAAAGAAAUGCUAUUUGGCCAGGCCUGAUAUUAUGAAGGGCAGGUUUUGGGGGAGCCCGUGUCCUCAGCAGGUUCUCCAGGGAGAAAAAGUGGCACCCCAAGUCCCCACCUGGCUCCAGCCGCAGCAAGGAGAGCUCCAUUCCCGGGCUCUGCAGACUGGCACCAGACCCUUCCUCAUGCUCAUAAGCAGCUGGCAACCCCAAAACAUAUGGUGCAUCUUUUCAUGGCUCUGAAUUACCUCCACAGCAUUUAGAAUCCUGGCCCAGCCUAGCAGCUUCCUUCUGGUCAUCAGAAGUGAGAUAGUCACAGUUUUGACAGGUGGGGGUGGGGACAGCCAUAUGUUGCCUCCCGUGUGUGUAUAUAUAGAACAGCCACUACACACAGACAAUGCUGUAGUAUUAUGCAAGGAGAUGAGGCAUAGCACCCACUUGCGGACUGUGGCAUUUCCCCCACAUUUGCAAAUUGCAAAUGGUAAGGGGCUUAGCUGGCCUUUCCCAGCCUGGAGGUAGUCCACUCGGCACAGCACACAGGGCAGUGACUAGCUCAGGAGGGGAGCGCUCAGGCAAAGGGACCCUGCCCUGCUCCAUCCGGAACCCCCAACGCUGUUCACACUUGCAAGCUUCAUCCACACACAGGAGAGUUCACCAUUACUAAUGAACUAUGUGACACAUCUCAAACAAGAGGUUUUCUUUUUUUUCUUAACUACCGUUGAUCAGUUCAACUUUUUUCCUUGUUAAAGAGCACAGCCCACAUCCCCUCGCCCCGAUGAGUCAGGGAGCUGCCAGCUAUACCAGGAACCCAAAGCAGCCCUCUACAAAUAUCAGGGCAUUUGGCUCCAGGGCCCAUGGAAGAUGCGGAAGGACAGAAUCAAGGAAUGUAUUUCUUAUGUGCACAGUCUGCAGUGGAGGUGGAGGGAGGGAGGUGGGGGAGCUGGCAGGAACCCUGGAAGGAACUUGAGGGUUACAGUCAUGUUGUGUAUGAUCCUCAGGCUCAAGAACCGAUUCUCCUGGAUUCUGCAACUUGUGGGGCUAGAAGUGGGGAAUGGAGCUGUGAAGCAACACUUCUCUGCCCUUGUUUCUUACCUAAAGAAAUGUUGACCCUCAGGACCAGGAUGUGACCCCAUCUGAUAGGAAGACUUAGAAAAGUACCACCUUGCCACCAUCUCUAGCAAUGCUGUGACCUCUCCCUCUCUGGCAUUGCCGGUAGCGCACACACACACACACGCACACACACACAAGCAGGCACAUGUGCAUGCUCACAUGCAAACAGCAUUAAGAGUCAUGCUUGACGGGCCUGGGAUU